Molecule: messenger RNA, 1431 nt
Organism: Phacochoerus africanus (Common warthog)
Lineage: Eukaryota; Metazoa; Chordata; Mammalia; Artiodactyla; Suidae
Gene: RIPPLY1
Product: ripply transcriptional repressor 1
Exons: 4
Coding region: 342-878 (178 amino acids)
Biological process (GO): negative regulation of transcription by RNA polymerase II; embryonic pattern specification
Cellular component (GO): nucleus
Source: RefSeq, a predicted model, not a curated record
AAGGCCUUGCUGCAGCCUGGGGAAUUCGCACAAAUGGUGUGCGAUUUGCCCCUUUUGUGUUUUCUUUCUGACUUGGAGGUAAAGAAAACCCUUCGCCCCACUCUGACUCUCUGUUUAUUCAACUGGGAGAGAUUUCACACCCAGGAACACCGCUCUCCCGGCGUGAGCCUUUUUUCCUAAAUCUUUGUCGUUGUCCCAGCUAUUCCAUCCCUGCAGGUCCCUGAAUAAUUUAUGAGUCCACGCUGGCUUUAUAAAAGGGUCUUGCAGAAAAGGCCAAAGGAGUUCAGGAGGUUCUGAGAAAUAGGAGCCCCCACAGCCUGCCUGGCUGUGACAGCCAGAGGAUGGACUCUGCCACUCAGGCUGCAGCCGCCCCCACCCCAGCCCUGACCCUGGCCCCAGCUCCAGCCCUAGUGCAGAGCCCCCCGGCACUCCCUGGCCCAGGAAGCCCAUUGUCCCUUCUCUCCUCUGGACAAGAAAUAGAUGGAAGCGAACGAGGAGCUUGUCUGUGGAGGCCCUGGCUGUCCUCUGCAAGUGACCCCCGGAGGCAGGCCGCCGGUGAGGCAACAGGUGCCAAGGUCACCAAGGGUGACUCCGAGUUCCAUCAUCCUGUCAGGCUCUUCUGGCCUAAAUCCCGCUCCUUUGACUACCUGUACAGUGAUGGGGAGAUUUUACUGCAGAACUUCCCUGUCCAGGCAACCAUCAACCUCUAUGAGGACUCGGACAGCGAGGAGGAGGAAGAGGAGGAGGGGGAAGCAGAAGAGGAGGAGAAACAGGAGGCAGAUGAAAAGGGGCCAGAAGGGUGUGGGAAGGUUCCAGGGUCAGCACCACACAGGGCCACAGCUCCUCCUCCCUCCCUGCCCCUGACCUGUCCCAAUUGAACCAGACAGAGUCUGAUUGGGGUUCAGUAUGCCUAGUAAGGCCACCAGGGCACUGAUUAGCCAGGGAUCGCCAGGCACAGCUGUCUGGAUUGAAAGCUGCGGCCUCAAGUCAUUGGCUCACCCUGGCUCACCCACGAGUCCAGGCCUCUGGCAUCUCAUUGGGUUGCUGUUUUGUUGACAGUGAUAGGGUCCUAGGAGCUCUAGGGGAGGGAAGACUUGUUUUCUGAAGUCCCCAGGGAGCAGAUCAGGACAGAGCAUGCCCGUGCAGCGGGGAAUGGUUGCUCUUCAAGGCUCUUUGACUCCCCAGCCUUCCAGGUGGUUGUAUAGUCCUGUCUCCCUAGAGAAAGCCCACCUGCUGGCUUCAUCUCCAGGGAUAUGAGAGCAACAGCAGAUCCAGGCACAACUGGGGUGCCUUCCUGAUGGACCUUGCAGGAAGGGAAGGGCACAUCUAGAGAGUCAGCUUGCUAUGGGGACCUCCUCCCUUCUACUGGGGGUCUCUGUGUUGACACGAGAUGAAUCAGGAGAAAAAAUAAACUAGAUGAUGUUUACCUUU